UUGAGUUUAGCUCCUGAAUGAGGUCUUCUGCUGCUCUCCUCGGUGUCUGUUCACAGUUUAUUGUCAACACGUUGAGAGAAGAGUGAGAGAGUGUUUGGAGAAAAACACCAACUAAUCAUUAGCUCAGCACGCUGGGAGAAGUUGAGCGUUUGCUGGCAGAAAGUUGGAGCAGAAAAGUCUUUUCAUUGUCCCUGCAGCUGUUUUUCUGCCUGCACCAAACCUCUACAGCCUCAUAUUUAAGUGAUAACAGGAAAUCAGAGCGAUCUGCUGCAGUAUCAGGGUCACAAUAAACUUUACUGUCCAGCUGCUGAGCAGCAAAGAGAAUAAAAAUAUAUUGUGGUGGUUAAUGUGCAGCUCUUGGUGAUUUGGAAGAAGAAGAAUGUUUUUAAUCACGUUGUGGAUUGAAGGUUGGAUUAUAUUUAUUUUUUCUACUUGUGGUUUAUGAUGGACAGUCUGAGGCUGGUCUAUCUGCUUUACCAAACCAUGAUUUAUUUAUCUAACACUUUAAAAACAACACAUGGCUUUGUGAGGGUUCUAUUUCUUAAACAGUCACGAUUGUCAUACACCUGUCAUGUAUGGAAAGAGAACCCAGGAAUAAAAAUACAUAUCUAUACUUUUGUGUCCCAGCUGAGUAACAGGAGGAGGAGAGUCUGGUGGAGCAGCAGAGGAACAGUUUCAGCCAUUUGGACUCAGCUCAGCCACUACAGAGGAAACAAUGACUUCAACACAGAAGGACCAACAUGGAGCGAGAAGUCAGCGCUCUCAGGAGGCCGACAAACCUCACAGAACAAAGGGAGAGAAAAGAUACAGCUGUGAUGUGUGUGGGAAGGUUUUUGCUCACAGUAGCAACUUACGACAUCAUCAAGUUACCCACUCUGGAGUUAAGGCGUACAGCUGUGACUUGUGUGGAAAGUCUUUUACCCAGGCUGGAAGCUUAAAAACACACCAAUUCCUUCAUACUGGAGUUAAACCGUACAGCUGUGAUCAGUGUGGUAAAGCUUUUGCUUGUAGUAGCACCUUAGAUCUUCAUCAAGUUACUCACUCUGGAAUUAAAGCGUACAGCUGUGAUGAGUGUGGAAAGUCUUUUACCCAGGCUGGAAGCUUAAAAAUACACAAACUCGACCACAGUGGGGUUAAACCGUACAGCUGUGAUCAGUGUGGUAAAGCUUUUCCCGUCAGUAGAAGCUUACAGAAUCACAAAGUUAUCCACUCUGGAAUUAAGGCAUACAGCUGUGAUCAGUGUGGUAAAGCUUUUGCUCGAAGUAGUGGCUUAAAGAGUCAUCAAGUUACGCACUCUGGAAUUAAGGCACACAGCUGUGAUCAGUGUGGUAAAGCUUUUGCUCGAAGUAGCGAAUUACAAAGUCAUCUAGUUACGCACUCUGGAAUUAAGGCAUACAGCUGCGACAUUUGUGGAAAAACUUUUUGCCGGCUACUCAGCCGAAAUUUUCACCGACGCAUUCACACCAAAAAUGAUUUUUGCUUCUGUGAUCAGUGUGGCAAACGGUUUGUGGCAUACAAAUACUUACGUGAACACAUGUUAACCCACACUGAGGAGAGACCUUAUAAAUGUGAGCUGUGUGAGAAGACUUUUAAAUGUCAACGUUACCUGAGAGUCCACCAACAGAUUCACACCAGAAAGAAACUCUACAAGUGUAGUUACUGUGAGAAGCAGAGCGACACAGAUGGAUCCAGUUCUGAACCCUGUCGUCACUGUGGUGGUGGGAAAGAGUUUCGUUGUGACCUUUGUGGAAAAACUUUCAAUCGUCCAGAGAACCUAAAGGGCCUUGGUCACGACAGCAGCAUCCCAAGCAGAGAAACCCAGACCUCCCUCUCCCCAGCUACCUCUUCUAGCUUGUCCGGUGGAAUAGCCAGAUGUUCCCAGGCCAGCCGAGAGAGUGUGUCCUGGGUGUGCCCCGGGACCUCCUCCGGACAUGCCCAGAACACUCAGGAGGCGUCCAGGAGGCAUCCUUGUCAGAUGCCUGAACCACUUCAACUGGCUCCUUUCGAUGUGUCCGUUAAUACAUUAAUUACAUACGUUAAUUAUUGUUUUCAGUUUACUUUUUUUCAGUUUUCUCUUUCAUCCCUUCAGCUCACCCUUGUCCGUAAUAUAUUAUAUAUAAACGUAAUAUAUAAUAUAUAAACGUAAUAUAUAAGUCACUUAGAUAACCUAAAACUGUUAUUGUUUGGCUUUUUUCAGUGUUGUUUUUUGUUCGUGAGUAAAUCGGUUUGACUGAGAUUAAAGGUAUCUGAUUAGGUCAGAUUACAAAUAAAUUUUUUAAUUCCCCGGGUGGUUUUCACACAGCUGAAUAAACGUCAAACAGGAAACUGAUUAAACAGAAGUGUGAAAUGGUCAAGAAUUUACACCAGUGUCCUGUUAUAUUUUUAGAUAGCAA
Molecule: messenger RNA, 2393 nt
Organism: Oreochromis niloticus (Nile tilapia)
Lineage: Eukaryota; Metazoa; Chordata; Actinopteri; Cichliformes; Cichlidae
Product: zinc finger protein 660-like
Exons: 4
Coding region: 716-2140 (474 amino acids)
Biological process (GO): regulation of DNA-templated transcription
Molecular function (GO): RNA polymerase II cis-regulatory region sequence-specific DNA binding; DNA-binding transcription factor activity, RNA polymerase II-specific
Source: RefSeq, a predicted model, not a curated record